AUGGACUAUCAGUUCGAGGGCGUUCUCCACCGUAGCCAGGAGGCUCUGCGACUGGAAAUGCGGCAAACAUAUCCUUUCCUCGACGAUGUCGCGCUCGAGGAUAUGCUGUGCGAAGCUGGCGGCGCGAUGCGAAAGCGUAUGCAAGAGCAAGCUCCGAUCAUGGCCGCUGCUGAGGCACGCUUCUCGAUCUUCAAGCUCCCACCGGAGCUGCGAAAUCGCAUCUACGAACUCGUACUCGGUCCACCAAAGCAUAUCUGCGUGCAAAGGACAGAUAUAUUUUACACCGCCAACGACGGUGACACCUACUAUGCGGGCUAUGGGAACUGCUAUAGCGAGUAUCAACGACCUCCUCCAAUCACGCAAGUCUCACGCCAGAUUCGUGCAGAGACGACCCCUAUCCACUACGGACAACACACUUUCGUUGCCUAUGUCGACUCUGAUCCAUUUCGUUGGCCAGAUACGCCGGAUGAAUGGACACAAUGGCGCUCAGACCGACAGUACAAGAAGUGGACAAGAGGAGAUCCAACUACAGGGGGAGUGCGAGAUUGGCUGGAUCGUAUCGGCAGUCAUCAAGCCAGUCUCAUCAAGCACUUCUUGAUCCGGAUCCCCCUACCGGAACCGACUUGCACGUGGAAAAGACAGGCGUCGUGCAGCAAGGCUGAUUGUGACGAGUGGCACCCUUCGAGCUCUGCACAGGUCAGCAAGUACCUGGGUAUUCAGGCUCUAGGCGUCAAAGAUCAAGCUGUCAAAGCUUCCUUUGGGGCGACAUGUGGUGGAAUCGAGUGGAAGGACAGCAGUCUCGCACACGCACCGCUUGAUUGGAGCCCGGUGGGGAAUGAGACAUUGGCCAAUAACGAGAAAUUUGCUUCGGAGGAUGUAUGGCGGUACGAUCACUGGAGGGCGUGGUAG
Messenger RNA from Fulvia fulva, 909 nucleotides. RefSeq lists its product as uncharacterized. Bases 1 to 909 code for a protein of 302 amino acids. Lineage: Eukaryota; Fungi; Ascomycota; Dothideomycetes; Mycosphaerellales; Mycosphaerellaceae. The transcript is spliced from 2 exons. The record is from RefSeq and is a predicted model, not a curated record.